Messenger RNA from Patella vulgata (common limpet), 5431 nucleotides. Its product is annotated as eukaryotic elongation factor 2 kinase. Gene Ontology annotation, biological process: protein phosphorylation. The record is from RefSeq and is a predicted model, not a curated record. Gene Ontology annotation, molecular function: ATP binding; calcium ion binding; calmodulin binding. The coding region runs from base 337 to 2328 and encodes 663 amino acids. The transcript has 12 exons. Lineage: Eukaryota; Metazoa; Mollusca; Gastropoda; Patellidae.
CAGCGCAUGCGUUUAUUAUUGUGCAUUGAGUACAAGAAGACAGACGUUGGAUAAAUGCUUGUUUGCAACACAAAUUCUGCACAAGUGAAAGUGUGUCAAUAGAAUGUGUUUUGGUUUUGCAAGCCGAAAAAGGCCCUGUGACAUUAAAACGAAAUUUUGGAUCAUGCCAAUUCAUCACAAUAAGUUGAUUAAAGUAGAAUAUAAGAUGUCAGCAAAAUGUUGUCAAUAGACAUAGUGUUGGCUGUUUUAUUUACUGAAGAUAUUUGCUGAGAGAAGACACAUCUGGAAAGGUUGGAAAGGAUUCAUUUGUUGAUAAGCUAUUUUUGAAUAUCAACAAUGGGGGACAUUGGUGACAGUGAUGAGGAAAUACUUCUCUUUCCGAUUACUGAACUAGAUGGCAAUAACACAUCGCAAUCUGAGCGAGAAUUAACAGAGAGUGACAAUGAUAGAAAUCAUAAUGUAGUGACAGAAAAGCCCAAAGCAUUGAUGACAUUAAGACAAAGACGUUUGCUGAAAUCAUACCAAGAUAGUAAUAUGAAAUACAAAGCUCCCUUAAAACCAAUUAAUAUCAAUAAAAUGCAUUGGUUGAGAGCCAUAAAGAAGUCCAAAAGCUUGAGUGAUCCAUGGCAAAAGUUUCAUAUUGACCAUUAUAAGGUAGAAAACUGUGUUCGUCAUAGAUACAAUGCUUUGAAGAAAACAUGGAAAAAAGAUAAUGUAAAGGUGAAGAUUGAACCAGAGUCAUUUACUCGAGGUGCAAUGCGACAGUGUUAUAGAAUGAAAAAACUGUCUAAUUUCACUUGUUCAGUUGAUUGGACACAUGCUGGUAACUAUGUAGCUAAGUCCUAUAUAGAAGAGGUGGACAGAGAGGUGUAUUUUGAGGAUGUCAAGUUACAGAUGGAUGCCAAAUUGUGGGGAGAAGAAUACAACAGACAUAACCCACCUAAAAAGGUGGACAUAUUUCAGAUGUAUAUCUUGGAAUUUACAGAAAGACCAAACUCUCCAUUAUUUCAUUUGGAACAUUUUAUUGAGGGUCAUUAUAUUAAGUACAACUCUAACUCCGGAUUUGUUGAAGAGAGUGUUAGACUUACACCUCAGGCUUUUAGCCAUUUUACAUUUGAGAGAUCCGGCCAUCAGAUGAUAGUUGUUGAUAUACAAGGUGUAGGUGAUUUAUAUACCGAUCCACAGAUACAUACUAUUGAAGGUACAGAAUACGGUAGUGGUAAUCUUGGUACUAAAGGAAUGGCAUUAUUCUUCCACUCUCAUGUCUGUAAUACCAUCUGUGAAGGUUUAAAUCUCUCCGAGUUUGAUUUAUCUGAUAGAGAAAUUGCCACCCAUAAAGAAUUCCUGAAUAAACAGAGAAACUUUGCUACCACACGUAUUCGAGGAUCAGAAGAGAUGUGUAUUAGUUGCUCACCUAAUGAGCGAGUUGAUAUAACCAGCUUAUUGGCACGUCAACACUCAUCUAUGUCAGCAUCAUCUAAUGGUAGCAACAGUCCUACUAGCCCUAGUAUAGAUGAAGAUCAUGUAUCUGUAGGAAGUCCACGGAAUAGACGUGUAAGGUAUAUCAGUGAAUGUGAGUCUGACAGCAUUUCAAUGACUGAGGAAGAAGACAGGAUAGCUUUUUCUCAAGCUCAGGCAGCUAAGGCCAGACCAUCAUGUGUAUUACAUGAGUUAGAUAUGAGACGUAUGGCUUGUUUAAGUAUUGGUGACUCAAUCUUAGGAAAGAUUCAUCAUGAAAUGGCUAAAUAUCAUGAAUGUGGUAGAUUUAGUUUUGAAGAUGAUGAAGUGGAUUGGGAGUCUGCUAUAUAUCAUGAAGAACAUGCUGCUCAAUUGGGUGUAUUGGAAGCCAUUUUAACAAUGGCUAGACUGUAUCUUGGUUUACAGAGGGAAGUCUUGGCAAAUGCUGUAGUUGAGCAAACAGAUGAGAAUAUUAAUAUUGGUUUAGAUUUUAUGGGGCAAGCAGCCCAAGCUGGAGAUCGUAGUGCUAUGAUUUAUCUUGGCAGAGCUUAUGAAACUGGUGAAAAUCUGGGCACUCUCAGGUCUGUCUGUUGGGAGGAUGCUGCACAUUGGUAUUCUGAAGCUAUAGAAACAAAUAAUCAAGAUGAAGGUGGUGAAUUUGAUUCUACAAUGUGUGAUCCUAUAUUUACUCUACAAGCUAAACUAGCUGACAUGUAUAAAACUGGUGGACAUGAAUUAGAAAAAGAUCCACAAAAAGCAGGUGACUUAUAUAAUGAAGCAGCAGAAGGAGCAAUGGCCGCUAUGAAAGGAAAAUUAGCUAACAAGUAUUUCAUGUUAGCUGAAGAGGCUUAUGGUGAAAUAGAGGAAUAAGAAUUGACACAUUUAUCAUGUAUAUAUUAUUUAUUGCUCAACAUCAUUUACUUUGUUUGCUUAGUGAUUAAUGUGACUUUCAUUAAUUUAUAUUUGGUAUUGUUUCAAAAUUUUAAAAAAUAUCAUUUGACGAAAAAAACAAACCCAACAGACAAAUAUCUGUUCUCUGCCUUUUUGGCAUAAUUUAUGUUUUGUUAUUAUUAAUGAAAACAAUUUGUACCUCUCUUUUUUGCAUAUAUAUUUGAAGGUUUUCUAAUGAAUUUUCUUUCUUCCUUAAAUUUGAUUGUUAUGAGUUUGAUGCUGAUAUGACUUCUGUAAAUUUAACUAUUUUUUAAGUUAUUAAUAGCUUUGAAACAAGUAAUAUUAAGCUUUGAAACAAGUUAUAUUGAGCUGGUGCAAAACUGUGCCACUGACUAAAUAUAAUCUCGAUCAUAUACGCACCUGUUCGGAUUUUUAGUGCUAAAAUAUGCCAAAGACUCACCUUUUCAUUAGUUGACUCUAACCAAUAAUUUUACAAUUCAGUUACAGGUUUAGAUAAUCUCCCAUCAAAUUAAAACAGGUUCAUAUUUUCAUUUCACUGUAUGAGGCUUCAAAGAUUUUAUGUCCUCAAAUGAACAAAGCCUUCUGCAAAGUUCAUGUAAAUAGUAUACAAUUAAUUACAGUUACUAUUGUUUAUGUUAAAUCCAUAAAAUGAUAUUUUAUUGUACACUUUAUUUCCGAUAUGAAUAUAUUUUAUAUCAGUAUCAUUGUAAUGAGACUACUAUUCUUAAUUGAGUGAUUCCAUGAUCAAGUAAAUGAAAGUUCAUAACAGAAUAUUUGAAUUCUUUGUAUAAUAUUAACAUGCAGUUUCCACCUUCAGUACGUACUUACUUCUAGAAUCUCUUUUACUUAUUCAAAUGUAAAUACAGUCUUUCUAUUUGGUGGUUAAUUAAUGAUGAUUUGGUGCAAACCAGUAUAUUAUGCAGAUACAUUUUCUUGAAGGAGAUGUUAAUGUUUGUAUUUAAGGCUAACACACACAUCAUUUUGUUUUCUUUUGGCUUCAACAUUUUUAAUAUACAUAUAUUUUUUAUAAAGUUAUUUUAUAAGUUGUUUGGUUCUUGGCUUUGUUUUUUUUAAUAUUGAUCAAUGUUUUUUUAUGUUUAAAUGUAUUAUAAGUAUUGGCAGUUGUUAAUAUGUACAUGUAUGAUGAACCUCAGAAUUAAAACUAAAAAUUAAGAAAAUAAAAAUGUGCCAUACAUAUUUGUAAGUCUAAAAGCAUAAUACUUGCACUUUACAUUAUUUUAUUUUUGUUAAGCCAAAAAGGUGAGAUACUGGUCAAUUAGAGCAUGUAUUACUUUCAUAAUAAUUCUUCUUUAUGUAAUAAAUUGAAAAGAGAAAGUUUUGUCCAACAAACAUAGAUUCCUAGUUACUGUCUCCUUUAUAACUCCAUCCAUUCACAAUAACUGUUUGAUUCUACAACAUUAUAAAUGUUUAAACAAUUGUUGUUAUUUGAAUGAUAUUCAUAAAAAAUCUGUAAUGUCAAUGGCAUUAUUCUACAGGUACAUUCACCAUGUAAACACUACAUACACAUAUUUCACAAAUAGUAAUAUAGUAGGUUAAACAUAGCACAAUAUAUACUGAUGUUUCUCUGAUUGUUAUAAGAAUUAUAAUAAAACAAUAAAUAAUAGAACUGUUUACUGAUUUAUGAUAGGAUGUGAUGUGUGUUAAUUUGUAUAAUUUUAUGUAAUUGUUGAUUAUAUAUGUUUUUGGUAUACAUUGUGUAAUUGAAAUAUUUUUGAUUGAUUUUGUUUGAUUACUAUAGUAUAGUUAAAUGCUAUAUGAUUAGGUGUCUUUAGUUAAAAUAAUUAUGAUAUUUAUGUUUGAAUACUAAUAUGUAGUGAUUAUAAGGCAUACUAGUGGGAUUUUAAUGUGGAGGAUAAACCACCUUUUGUGUAUUUAAUGGUGAUUUGGAAUGUGAAGAGAUUACCUAUUUCUGUUUGAAAGAUGUAAAUCCCACUAUAUAGUCUAGAUACCACAUGUAUAUAGUUUUAAAACCAAAGUUUUCUUUAGAUAUUGUACCUGCAUUUAAUACGUAGAUUUCAUAAUUUGUAGUGCAUAGUUUAUUUUAACUUUCUAUUGGAUUGAAUGUGUAGGCUAUUGUUUUUAAUAUGAUAAAUUAACAUUUCCAUUUGAAACUAUUAUGUGAUUUUAUAUAUAACACUUCUUAAUAUAUGCACUAUUCAAACCUUGUUAAUAACUUGUGUUUGUUGUAAUAAUUAGAAACUUAUUAACACGUCAAUUGACCAAACUGCUUUAGAUUUUGUUGUAUGGAAAAGUUUUCUUACUAUGCUGAAUAAUGUAUAUAUUUUUUAUCAGAAAUUAAUUUCCAUGCAUCUUAAACUAAAGUAAUUUGAUGUGUUUAAUAAAUAUGUACUAAGAUAGUUUAGAAUUAUUUUCUUAUAUCAACUUCUGAAAAACGAGUUGGAGAAUUCAAUAUGUAAAGAUAUGACUUAGUCCUAAAACCAUAAGUACUCUAGUUUAGUAUUAAACCAAAAAAGUUGCGUAGCCUUUGCAAAUUUUACUUAAAUGUAUUAUAAUUUUGUGAUUAAAAUAUGAACUGUAUAAUUCCAUUGUGAUAAAAAAGUAAAUUGUCUGAAUGAUUAUUUAGUAAGUUUUAUGUCGGUUGUGGCCAAUCUAAUGAAAACCAGACAUUAAUUCCAAUUUAUUUUAUUUUUUGUUUCACUACAUUAACAUCUGGUGCAUGAACUUUUUGACUACCAGUAAUCAAGUUGUCUGUAUUAGUAUGCAGAGCAGCAUAUUAUGGGAAAGCAUACUGGUAUAUAGGAAUGAUUCUUAGUGGUUAUACAUAGAUUACAAUCUAAUGUAAAAUCAGAAAACAAAAUUGCAUUUGAAUUAGAUUGGGUUAUGGUUUUCCUAUUUUGAUAUUAAAAACUGAAUUGUGUUGUUAAUAAACUUGCAUUUAAUACCAGUUUCCAAUACAAAAGGCUCAAUUUUUAUACCGUUACCAAGUUUUCUAUUUCCAUUGGUUUCAGUAUGAAAUACUUCUAACCUUGAUAAUAUGUAAUCAUUAUCUUGAAUAAAGUCUUUGACAAAUAAUAAAUUG